AUGGAACCUGACAUCCGGAAGGAGGAAGCUGCAAGCACGAAAGGGGAAAUCAAGAAGGACGAGCGGGUGGCAGUCCUGGCUACAGCAGAGCUGCCUGCAAAAUUGGUUGAUCUGGCAGCCAUUAACCUGACCGAGCUGGUAAAUGGAAUGUUAAAUUCUGCUCUCAAAGGUACCAAAAAGCUCUUCUCGUUGUUGAGCAUCACCUCUUAUAGUUCAUAUGCCUUCCACAAGGUCUCCAUCGUUGUCUACAACAUUUCCAACCUGAAAAAUAUCGACCCCACUAAAUUCCCCACCAGAUACUGCUAUUGCUUAAACAACAGGACAAAUGAUUUAACAGAUUUUACAGCUUUGCUGGUUGAUAUCAUUGGAAACUACACCAGCUCCCUAACAGAAAUUUUCAAGUCUACUUCCAUUCUCUCAGUGAGCCAGAGUAACGACACAGAUUGCGUCUAUAUCUGCGUCAUGUCAGGCCGCACAGGCAGAAAUCUAUCAGAUUUGUGGGAAGCAGUCGAGAAGUCCCCUGUUAUUAAUUACACAUUUUCUGGGAACAUGUCAGAUUUACUGGAUUUAGACUCCAUCCUCCCCAAUCUGAUUCCUUGGCGAGAAGAGGCUGAGAAGGUCCUAAAUUAUACGGCGCAAGGGGCGUGGACGUUGAAAACUACAAAGAUGCCGAUGAGGUCCCAGACCGUAUCCUCGAAAGGAGGAGAGUUGCUUCUGACACAACGUCCCACAAGGCUGAAGACUGUGAGUUCAAAAGGUCCGUAUGUCCAUGCUCCCUUGUGGCUGCAGUCUGAUGUCUGGAAGGGGCCUGAGGUUUCAUCAACUAAAACAGCUUCAGUGGGGCCUCCUCCUCCCCCUACCUCAGUAGAAGGCCGUGAUGUCUCACCAGGAGUACCAGUAGUGCCAACUCCAAAGAUGUCCAUCCAUCCUCAGACGAUUGCCCCCAAAGGUGAUGAGACCAUCCCGUCCAAAUUCACCACAUGGCGAAAGACCAUGGGCUCGAAGGGCUCAGAACCAUCCUCUUUCCAGGUGUCAUCAUGGCUGCAGGCAGGUGCUUCAAAAGAAUGGGAGGUUUCAUCAACAAAAGAGGUGCUUUCACCUGCACCUGUGACGAGCUAUGAUAUUCCACCUGGAACACAGCCAGUUCCCACAACAGGAGUUCCUUUGCCGUUGGUUUCUCCUUCUACAGAACAAGGGCAGGAUUUAUUGAAGACAACUGAAGCAUCCGUGACUGUGGCACAGCCAACUUCUCCAAAAACAACUAGAGCGUCUCUACCAAUGCAGACAGGGAAUUCGGCUUUGCUCACGCUGUCGACAUCUCCACAAAAGACUGGCGUAUCACCGAAGGUGCAUUCCAGAUGUCCAAAGGCCCCCAAGAGAGAGACCGCUAUGCCCCUGCCUGCUGCUACUGCUGUGGCUCCUAAGAUGAACCCUUGCGUCAUGGAGCUGUGCAAAUUUUUUCAGCAGUGCCUCUGCAUGAGGCAAAGAAGAUACUCCAGGGAAGAAUCCAUGAGAUACUGCAUUGAAAACUAUUCCUGGUUCUUGAAAAAUGCAGCAUAUGUCUGUGAAAAAGUCAAACGGAUGUACUAUUCAAGCACAUUAAAGCAAAAAUGCCUCACAAGCAUUUGCAAAUCCAUUUAAAUCUCCAAGGCGAAUCGUCGUUCGCAAGAAGACUGG
This is a messenger RNA of Euleptes europaea (tarantolino), 1677 nucleotides long. RefSeq names its product HHLA1 neighbor of OC90 (gene HHLA1). The coding region runs from base 1 to 1641 and encodes 546 amino acids. NCBI's taxonomy places the organism in Eukaryota, Metazoa, Chordata, Lepidosauria, Squamata, Sphaerodactylidae. The record is from RefSeq and is a predicted model, not a curated record. The transcript is spliced from 17 exons.